AUGGCCCAAGAGCAAACAGACAAGUCGUCGGCAAAGCCCACAAAGCGGGAAUUCAUCCAUCCGUCAGCGAAGCAUGCUAGGAAAAAGGCAAUUCGCAAUGCUUUUGCCAUCGAGCCUAUCUCAGCGUUCUAUAUGUUUCUGGGUGCAAACAUGAUUGCCGCCCUGUUCUCGCCCAUCCAGGACUGCGAUGAGACCUUCAACUAUUGGGAACCGGCCCAUUACCUGAGCCAUGGUUAUGGGCUUCAAACUUGGGAGUACUCCCCGGACUAUGCCAUCCGAAGCUGGCUGUAUAUUGGCAUCCAUGCCAUCGGUGCCAACAUUCGGCGCCUCUUACCCCAUUCUAACAAGGUUUCCGAGUUCUAUUUCCUCCGCUACCUUCUCGCCUUCGCCUGUGCUCUCUGCCAGACACUGAUGUGGCGUGCUGUCUGUCUGGCUCUGAAUCCUCGCAUCGGCCUGUUCUUUAUCCUAGCCCUGGUGUUCAGCCCAGGCAACUUCCACUCCAGCACUGCUUUUCUCCCAUCAAGCUUUGCUAUGUACAUGGCCAUGCUCGGUGCCGCUGCCUUCAUUAACUGGCGCGGUGGCAUCAAGACUUCUCAGGGCAUCUUCUGGUAUGCAGUGGGCGGCAUGCUUGGCUGGCCUUUUGCUAUGGCCCUCUGUGCUCCGUUUGUCCUCGAGGAAGUCUUCUUUGCCAUGAUCAGUGACAAGGAGGGAGUCUUCGAGUCAUGCAUCCGCCUUUUUCGCGGGGCCGUUGCAACCUUGCUUCUUGUGGCCUUCGACACUGUCAUCAAUCUCUAUUUCUACAAGAAGUGGGAGAUCGUGCCGUGGAACAUCAUCAAGUACAAUGUCUUCUCGUCCUCGGGCGGUCCCAACCUCUAUGGCACCGAGGACUGGACUUUUUACUUCAAAAAUCUCCUGUUAAACUUCAAUCUGUGGUUCAUUUUGGCCCUCUUGUCGUUGCCCCUCUUCCUGCUUCAGAAACUCCUUUUCCGCCGCAGCACAGCGGAGACUGCCCAGUCCGGUCUGCGCACUCUCGUCAUCCUCUCUCCCUUCUAUAUGUGGCUUGCUAUCUUCACGCUGCAGCCGCAUAAAGAGGAGCGUUUCAUGUACCCUGCCUAUCCAUUCCUCGCACUCAACGCUGCCAUGGCUCUUCACACAUUCCUCGCCAUCAUCGGGAAUGCGGAUCCGAAAACUCUCAUUGGGCGUGUCCCUGCCAAAGCGAAGCUUGCCGUCGUGGUCACUGGCAUCCUGCUCGCUAUCGAUUUCGGUCUCGCCCGCGUCUGGGGUAUCUAUUCUGGCUACCACGCACCUCUGGACAUUUAUCAGCCCCUCGCCGAGGUCGGUGGACGAGGCGACACCGUGUGCUUCGGCAAGGACUGGUACCGCUUCCCGACCUCUUUCUUCCUGCCCCGCGAUAUGCACGCCAAGUUCAUCCGCUCCGAGUUUCGCGGUCUCCUGCCUGGCGAGUUUUCGGAGGCCCGCACCGGCUUUGGCUUCUGGAGCGGCACCUGGCUGCCGACCAACGGGCUGAAUGACCGUAAUGAGGAGGAUCCGAGCAAGUACGUCGAUCUGAGCUCGUGCGUCUUCCUCGUCGACACGCAGUACCCUGAGCGAAAGGACGAAGAGCUGCCGGUGAACGAACCGGACUAUGCCAAGGAUGUGAACAGGUGGGAGGUGAUCAAGUGCGAGCCACUCUUGGAUGCUGAGCGGACGCACUUUUUCGCUCGCGCGUUGUGGCUCCCUGAUUGGAGCAUCGUGCCGGAAAAAUAUAGAAGGAAGUGGGGACGACAUUGCUUGCUGAAGCAGAGGAAGUGA
Molecule: messenger RNA, 1812 nt
Organism: Thermochaetoides thermophila DSM 1495
Lineage: Eukaryota; Fungi; Ascomycota; Sordariomycetes; Sordariales; Chaetomiaceae
Product: mannosyltransferase-like protein
Exons: 3
Coding region: 1-1812 (603 amino acids)
Biological process (GO): protein N-linked glycosylation
Cellular component (GO): endoplasmic reticulum membrane
Molecular function (GO): alpha-1,2-mannosyltransferase activity
Source: RefSeq, a predicted model, not a curated record